Molecule: messenger RNA, 1651 nt
Organism: Porites lobata
Lineage: Eukaryota; Metazoa; Cnidaria; Anthozoa; Scleractinia; Poritidae
Source: the annotation of a GenBank genome assembly
AUGAAAUAUUUUGUUGGAGCUAUCCUUUUUGUUUACUUUAUCGCAACACUUGCCAACUCUACUGUUAAACCGACGAAAGAAGCUCAUUGCAACGUGAAUAAUAACUACAACAGCUUCUACGCCGGACCAAACUGCAAGAAAAUCGAGCAACAACUAGAGGAAAUACGGCAAGAAAUCAGGGCAUUGAGAGAAAAUAAAACUAAUGGGUCUGACAACGGAAAAGGUUUGUAACAACAACUUAAUAUGUACUAGAAAUGAGAAAAGUGGAUCCUUAUUGUCAUCAAUGUCUCUCUAAAAUACCAUCAAAACCCCUUGCAAAAUGUCGCUGAAAUAGUACAAGUAUUCUUAUUUUAUCUCUUAUUUUAUACGUCCUUCAUAAGACUAUUUUCUCAACAAAUUAUUUAUGUCUACCUUGAAGAACAACGCCUAUGGAAAAAAAAACGAAAAAAAAAAAUAAUAAUAAUUCAAUCAGAUGGUCAUUUCGUUUUCAGUUUACAAGAACUGCGCUGAAGUCUACAAGUCCGGUGACAAGAUCAGUGGAGUGUAUAAAAUCAAUCCUGAUGGUUUGGGUGAAUUUGAAGUGUUCUGUGAUCAGAAAACAGCCGGUGGAGGUUGGACGGUGUUUCAGAAGAGGCGAGAUGGCUCUGUUGAUUUCUUCCGCGCUUGGGAUGAUUACAAACGCGGUUUUGGCAAUCUGAACGGUGAGUUCUGGCUCGGUUUGGACAAGAUUCAUCGGCUGACUGUAAGCGGUGGUUAUAAACUCCGUGUCGACUUGGAAGACAUUCAUGGAAAAACUGCAUUUGCCGAGUACAGCUCCUUCUCUGUGACAAGCGAGAGGGCGAAAUACCAACUGAAUUUGGGAAGUUAUUCAGGUAAGUUUAUACAAGACUGAAAAAAGAAUCAGUCGGCGAAAAAUGUUACAAAUUGGCAAAUACAAUAACAAGACAAAAGAAAGAAAGAAAGAUGAUAAGAUUUUUUUAUUGCCCAAGUGAUCGCGAUUGGAAUGUGAAAGUUGUUAGUUGAUUUUUACAGCAACAGUUGACCUAUAUUUGUAAUGUCAUAUUAGAUUAUAUCAAAAAGUUUAAAAAGGAUUUGCCCGCGUCUUGAGAGUUCAGAAAUUACGGUAUUUCACUGAAUUGUCAGCAAGUAUAAGAUCUCCACCGGUUUCGUAACUUUACCAAGUUCGUUUUGAGGCGGUCUUUUUAGACCUUUCGGAGGACGUUUUAAUUUAAUUUUGUUUAACAACCCUAGAAGUGCUUCUUCCUGUUUGGAUUAAUUUAAGUGGACUAGGAUUGUUUAUGCACAAGUGAAAUUGACCGGUUGAAAAACUCUGCGAAAGAUAACAGGGAAAUCUAAGACCUAUAAUUUGCUUUUCCCCCUUUUUGUAGGAACUGCUGGUGAUGCACUUGGUCCAGGUCAUCGUGGUAUGUCAUUUUCCACCAAGGAUCGUGAUAACGAUAAAUACAAAGCAAACUGUGCCUUGCUUUAUAAAGGCGCCUGGUGGUACAGCGAUUGUCACAACUCCAACCUGAAUGGUCUGUACCUCAAUGGUAAGGACGAUUGUCAAGGAAUGCGCUGGCUCCAUUGGCCGAAGGGUCGCUGCUACUCUGUCAAGAAAACUGAGAUGAAGAUACGUCCAAAAGAUUUUUGA